This is a messenger RNA of Porites evermanni, 10344 nucleotides long. The record is from the annotation of a GenBank genome assembly. Lineage: Eukaryota; Metazoa; Cnidaria; Anthozoa; Scleractinia; Poritidae.
AUGGCGGGGAAUGUGAGCGAAAACGAAGGUUUGUCAGAGGUACCGUAAGAUAAAUUUGUGAAGAUCGGUGAACAUUUAUUCAUUGUGAUAUGAAGCCUAAAAGUGUGCAAGGAAAGUUUUUUUGAAACGUUUGUCACCACAGGGGGUAGAUCAACUUUAUUUUCAUUUUUUUUUUUCAAGAUUCAAUAUGGAGGAGCUGGAUAUGGGUCUGAGUUUGACGAACAAGAAACGUUUGAGAGGUAGUACAAAUAAUGAAAUACCUUGUGUUUACGAGUUGAAGAAAGCUCAAUAGCCGUCCUUUAUUGCUAAACCUCUAAAAUAUGUUAACUAGGACUUGUGUGCUGGGGAAGUACAGUAAUCAGUGGUAGUUCAAUUCUGGUAGUUAAUUCCAGAAAUGACUCAAAAAUUUUCAAGUUUGUGUGGAUUAUUCGAAUAAAAGGAUACAAACAUUUAAAUCUCUUUUUCUCAGAGAUGAGGGUCAUCCUCCCACCCACCCCCAUCCUUAUAUACUGGGGUAGAAAUAAUUAUUUUCCUACAACAUGCAACAUGGCCUUGAAACAGCAACAUACAAUGUACCGCAAGUGCAAUACCGAAGGAUUGAUGCACAGCAAUAAAUAUUGCAAAAAAAGCAAAACAAAAAAAAACAACAACGAACAAACAAGUAAAUAAAAAUGAAAUUCAAGGGCGGGUCAGCUUUUGUAUGACAUGUUUUUGUUAAUGUUGAGUCACUGUGUCACAGGAGGAAGACUUGGAGAGAUGAUGAACUGUCUGGCAUCAAGAGAAAGUCCAAUACAACUUCUGGUUUACCAAAUAAACGCAUGGUUUCAAAUGAAUAUAGCAGGUAACAGGUCAAAUAAAUUGAUUAGCAUUGCUUGUAUCAUCAACCAAUGUUAGUCAAAGUUUCUCUACCCAAUAACCUUUUUCAAAUUUUUUUUUGUGCCCCUGACGCAUUCCUUGUGACUCAGGGAUUUUUCAAGUACAUGUGUGGAGUCAGGAUUAGCCAGUCAGAAAGAGGUUGAGAUCAGAGGGCUGUAUAAGAGCAAAUUAUUUUAGCCUGGAUGGCCAGAUUGAAGAACCCUAUAUGGGACUUUCUUGGGUCUCUGAGUUGAGUUCCUGAUCUUCUUGAAUAACGGUAUGAAACACUUUGUAAUAAAAGCAGUUUGUUUUGAUCUUCUGUGGUCUUUCCCAUCUGCACCCUCUUUUGGCUCUGCGGUAUUUCUUUUCAAUAGGAUUCUUCUGUUGUAAGCUGUAAUUUUGAGAUUGGUAAGACAUGCUAGAAAAGUUGCUGAAAACUAUUUUUGGUGUGAUCUAGUUGCCCUAAUAAUUUGGUACCCAGUUAUUCUUUGUUUGUUUGUGAAAUCAUCUGAUAAUGCCAUUAAUAUGUGUUGAACUUUUCAGGAUAGAGGCAAAAGGUCAAAAAUAUGAGUUCAUAGCCCUGGAUGCAGUAUCUUUUUUUAAUAUUAUAAUAACUACCAGUGGCAGAUCCAGACCUUCAGAAAAGGGGGGGUGGAUCCGGUCAUCCAGACCCUGAGAUAAGGGGGGGACCUGGUCUUUAAAAAAUUUUUUUUUGGCCCUUCGGGUCUCAUUUUAGUCUAAAAAUAAGGUGGGGGAGCAGGCCCCCUAGACCCCUCCCCUGGAUCUGCCACUGAUUACUUCAGGGAAAUUAAGUCAUUGCUAUUUCAGGCCUGCCUUUUAUUUGUUGCCAAGAUUUGAUACAACUUGUACUUCAAUAUCAUUGGAAAUCCACAUAAAAUCAUGAUAACACCGAUCUUGUCAAAAGUUAACUUAACUACUGUAGUACAUGAGCUAUUAAUGAAUAUUAAAAGAAAUUCUUUUAAUGUUCACUAUCUGGUCAUUUUGUGUAUGAUUGUACAUUUUAUAAGGGUGUGUACUGUACCUUUUGGGGGCUAUUUAAGAUCCCACAAUCUUAAUCUCCAAGUUGCUGUUACACUUGCUUGGCAAGUAUGUAGCCAGUAUUCCUUUGGACUUCCACCAAGUCAAGAAGAAAUGGAAUGAAUAGAACGUAAUCUCAUCAUUCAUGUUUUUACCCUCUAGUACCUUUUAAUCUGAUCAGCCCGUAUUAUUUGACCAAGUCUAUCACGUGAAACAUAUGCAAAGCACCAGCAUUAGCGCAAGAGCAUUUUUACCUUUGAUCAGAAGCUGGAAACUCACCUGCAUUCCCUAACCUUUAGCUAUUAACAGAAUUGGUGUUAAGUUUUCACAAAAACACAAUAUGCCACAUAUUACAGAUGAAUGUAAUCUUAUUAUGUUUACGUAGUUUAAUCAAACUUGUACUAAUUGAUAUUGUACAACUAAAGUAUUAUCUAUAGGAUGCACUAAAAAUAAAAUACAAAAAUGCAAAUACAAAAUACAAAAAAACUUGUGAGAAUUUCAGUAAUACUGUUACUUAAAUUUAAAAAGGAAAUGAUAUAAACUAAAGAGGUUCCUUGACAAUUUAGUACUCAAAACACAAAAAGAUGAUCAAUGACUAUAUAUUGUAUUAUGGAAAAGGAAUAGAGCAUUACAAGAGAGACAGGUUUGUGAUUCACAAAUUUAUCAAAGACAAAAUUAAAAGAAAAAAAUUACUAUAGUAUUCGCCCAGUUUGUUGCCUGAUUUAUGAAAGUGGGUUUCUUUUACUGCAUGUAAUAUUAUUCUUCUAUGAAUCUGUAAUUUAUUUUGCCCUUCUUUUACCUUGAAGCGGAUUCUUAUUCUUUUCAAAGAAAUAAAGUGCCGCUUACUUAUGUUUAUGCAGUGAAGUGCAUUCAGCUGCAUGCCUAAAUGAGUUAUCGACUUUGCCACAUAUGACAGAUAAAUGCACUUUUAGCCACUAUAAUAGUUACUGGUCAAUCUUUUUCUGAAACAAUAAAAUCAGUGACAAGAGCUCAUUCAUACUUAUAUUUUCUAUUUCCAGACCUCAAAUUUUCAGAAUAUUAUUUACCCCAAGGGCAAUGAGUCUGGAUAAUUAACAAGUACUAAUUAAUAUUAAAAGAACAGAAUAAUAGAAAACAUCUUCCAAAUGUGAUGAACACUAGCUGUUUCUAAAGAAUAAGCUGGGGGUGAUUUUUGAAUGAAAAAUGAUCAAGGUUCCACUGUAGUGAAUAUAUACAAAAAUGCAAUUUUGUAAGGCUAAUUAUUUUUUUCUAAGUCCUAUGUUUUAAUUAUCUUUAUUAUUUGAGUAUAGCUCCAGAGACAAAACUGACUUGGAUGUCAUAAAGGAAGAACACAGGUAUGUUGACUUCCAUUUAAACUCAUUGCUAUACCAUACUGGGUUGAUAACCUUAUUCGCACUAAUUAUUCCUGGGUUACAUCGAUCCAAACUUGUGUUCUCUGUUGGUACUGUUUAGUCAGCCAAUAACCUCAAGCUUUCUUCAAGACUACACAAUAUUUUAUGGGGAAUGAAACAACAUAUACCUUUAUAUCAAAUCUCUAUUCAGUGGUAUCAAUUUUCUGCUUCAAAGUAAGUAGUCCUUAAAUUACUUAACAUAUUAUUUUCUCUGGUCUGAUAGGUGCAUUUGGGGAAGGGAGUGGGGGGGAGGGGGGAGUCUGGACCCUCAGGACCCUCCUUAUAUCUGCCACUGUAUUGCACAAUUCCAGGAAGGGAAUAUUCCAGGCAGGGUUAUAAAACUAUAAAUUUUAGAUUAAGCUGUCUCAGUUUGGUGACUUUUUUGAAAAUCAAGGAAUGAGAGAUUACAUACUGGUUAAAGUGAAUGCAAAUCACUGUGUACUGUACUGUUAAUGACAUAUUAUCACUUUCUUGAUAGAUUCAUUUGGAAUAAAGAGGACAAUCCAGAGAGUACAUGGUAAGUUGUUUGAUAUUUCAACAUCACUGUGAUGGUUAUGCAAACACUAACAUCUAACCUUUUACCAUUUCUACUACUGACCUUUCUUUUUCUUUUUUUAGGGAAAAGCGUUUGGCAAAGAAGUAUUAUGACAAGUUGUUUAAAGAAUACUGCAUUUCAGAUCUUAGUAGAUACAAGGAAAACAAGGUACACUAUAUUUGACCCAAUAUAUGUUUUAUGUAAAACCAUCAUCCUCCCCUUUUCUGUUCUAAUAUAGAUUCAUAAAUAUGGACCAUGAGCUGAAGUAAUGUAUAAAACUUUCCCAUAAUUUCCUUGAUGGGUCUGAGGCUGUAGACAUCUCAGCAAGAACGCGAGGCUGAAAGACUGAUUGCUGUUGAUAGUUAAAAUGCAUUAAAUAGAUUUCCUCGCUUGAAUCUCCACAUGCUAUCUAAAUGUUAGUUUAUAGAUUCACCUCCCCAUACACUUGAACUGCCCAAAUACAGACUUACCAAUAAUUUUGUGUUAAGUUUUGGUUUCUUUUACAGGUACCUUACAAUAAACUUGAAACCGUGCUUGUUUGUUAUUUUUGUUAAUGACAGUAGUCUGACAUUUGGAACCUUCUUGCAGGUGGCCUUGAGAUGGAGGAUUGAAAAAGAAGUUAUUGAUGGAAAGGGUAGAAAACUAAACUUAAAUCAUAACCACUGAUGAUACUGAGAAUUCAAAGUUCAUUUGAUUUUUUAAAAAUUCGUUUUGAAAAUGAAAAUUUCUAUUUGGAAAUUGAAACAUUAUUUCAGAGAUCAAAAUCAUGUUGAAAAUCAAAAUUUCUUUCAACGUUUGGAGUGCCCAUCUGAGAAAUUGAGACUUCUGUUUUGGAAAUCAUUUUGAGAAAGUCCCUGUUGGAGAUAGUCUGCUACACAGCCGUUUUUAGUGUCGUCACGCAAUGCUCCUCCCCACUACUACUCCCCACUGGGGAGGAGCAUUGCGUGACGACACUAAAAACGGCUGUGUAGCAGACUAUGUUGGAGAUGGCAAUCUUGAUUUUAGGAGUCAAAAGUCUCAUUUUGAAAAUUUCUCUUGGAAAUUAAAAUUUGAUUUGAAAGUUCAAAAGUCUUAUUUUGGAAAUCACAAUCUUGUCUUGGGUUAUCAAAAAUUUCAUUUUGAUAGUCAAAAGGUGAUUUGAAAGUUUUCAUAUUCACAUCUUGAUGCGAGAAGAAAGAAUCCAAUUUUUUGUUUUGGAAAUCAAAACUUAAUUUUACUUCUAUAAAAGUCUUGGAUCCUAACGUUUACGAUCCAGGCCUAUUCUAAAAGAUUUAUAUGGAAUCAUCGGAGCAUAAUGACGCUUAUAUCUUGUCACCAAUUCUUUUUUGCACCAAUUGGCUGAUUUUUAAGGAGGGAACAUUUUUCAUCUUGUUCUUUCUGGAUUUGCCAACAAAUCCCAUAUUUCACAAGUUAAUUUUUGUGACGUCAUCGCUUCUUUUCACUAUUAAAUAGUAAUUGAAGUAAACAUCAGAAGGUGUCUAAGUAGAGAGUGAACCUAAACUCUGUAAGAUGUCCCUGCAUAUAAAUAAAUAAAUAAACUCAAGAUGUAAUCACCGGUCGUCACCUAGUGGUUAUAGAUACUGCAAGGCAUUAAGUCUGGAUCACAAAGGAAGAAAUUGGUGAACAGUUAUGGCACACCAUAUACUAAAUAAAUAUAUUUUUUUAUUAAAGGACAGUUUGUUUGUGGUGAUAAAAGGUGUACAGAAACGGAGGGACUUCGUAGCUGGGAGGCAAGUUGUAAAUGUUUGUGAUCAUGACAUUAUAAGAAACUAUUGUUUUCACUGACUGAAUGUGGGGAGUGGCGAAAGCCAGCGAGACAAAGGUGCUGUAGUUCUUAUGUCAAGUUGAAACAACUGCGACCAUGCUCAAGCCUUUGUUUUUUGUUUACAUACCAAUAAUUUCUCUGUUGAUUAGUACUACAGUCCAACCUCCACUAACGGGGUACAACAGCCACCUCUCUACAACAGCCACUUUUUUUGGCAGACACUCCAUACAUUGACUCCCAGGGUUCUAUCUAGGAUUUAUCAUUUGGCAGAGAAGUCCCGAGUGGCCAAAGGUAAUGAGCUCCCCGGGGGGGUCUGGGGGCAUGGCCCCCCAGAAACUUUUUGAAAUGAAUAUGCGCUGAGAUGCAAUCUGGUGCAUUUUGAGGCUCAAUUUUGCGAAAUGUUACAGUGUUUGCACUAACCUCGUCAUGUUCAGAUGAUUUUUCCGAUAUAGUUACUUAUAUACUGCAAUGAGAACAAUAUUUUUUGGGGGGAAAGCUGGGCAUUUUAGGGGGGGAAGCUUCUACCCCUCAAACACCCUAGAUAGAACCCUGACUUCUGUUUAAACCUCUCUACAACGGCCACCUCUCUACAAUGGCCACUUUCCUCUGUUCCCAAGGUUGCCUUUGUUCAACCGCUGUAUUAUUAAGAAACCGAUAUAAAUAUGUAUUUUUAUUUUCGCAGUUCACUCUCUUUUGUUUUGAUGUCAGGGUUGAACUGUAUCUUUCUCUUCGAAGUUUAGUUGCAUAUUUCAAUACUUACACCGGCAUUCUCUUUUAAUUAGCAAUUUUUCUCUUUGUUUUUACAGGUUAACUUUGGUUAUAUGGAACAUGGAGAAAAGAAAAAUACGCUGAUAAAACUUAGUACGUAGAUAAACUUAGCAAUUAAAUGAUUUUCAUCAAAUUAUGGCUGUGAAUUUAAUGAUUUGUUUUAUCUGUGGGGUUAAAAGUGUAAAGAUGGACUUAGUGAUUUCAUUGAAAUUAAAAUCUUUUAAACCGAUUUCUAUUCAACCUUUUUCUAACACAGGGCUUUGUCCAGAUUGUUCUUAUAAACUCAACUAUCGUCACCAGUAAGUGUUUUUUUAUUACUAGAUUAGUAUGUAUUCAUGGAGACAACUAUUACUGGUGCGUUCAGUACUGUUGACCUUAUACCCAGGAAUAGGAAUAAUAAAAUAUUAGAAUAUUCUGGAGUAUCCUUUUGAUUGACCUGUUUCAUAUCAAGACGAUUUAUCCUUCUCAGACGGAUAAUUCAUCUCUAGUCUAAAUUCGGCCAAUGAAACAGCUCAAUCAAACGGAUAUUCCAGAAUAUUCUAAUACAUCUGUAUUUUAAACUUGUUUAGUCUGUCAGCACCUACGUCAGCGCCUACAUCACACGAGACGAAUUUGGAGCCAAAAUUCGUCUAAACACCGGAUUUAUAUCCAGACGAUUUAUCCUUCUCAAAUGGAUAAUUCGUCUUAGACAGAUAAUUGAAGACGCCUCUAGUAUAAAUUCGGUCAUUUCUUUGGAUUAAGACGGUUAAAUGACUUUUCUAACAGGUUAUUUUAUAGAAGGAAAGCCAAUUUGAAAAUGGCUCCGAUUGCGGUUUUAUCAUGAGACUGCUUUUCAGGGUAUCCAGCUAUAGAGCCAUUCAUUUAUAUGUAAUGUUGACAGUCAAGCCAGAUCAAACUGCGAAGAUUCUAUAACAGAUUCUCUAAUGAGUUCAUAGAUUGCGUAUAUCUCUAAUGAGUUCAUUUUAUAAAAAAAAUUGAUCUGUUGCUUGUUGCCAAUAUAAAUAUGUAAAAAAGGAUGCAGUAUUGUUUAAAUUAUUCUGGUACAAGGUUUUUGUCCAAUGAAAAUUGAAAUUACUCAAUUUUCUGAUGGAUUCCGUCUUAAUACAACUCUUGGAAUUUGAUAUUACGUAGUCUUGUAUACUCAUUUCAUAUCCAAGAGGUAAAGUGCUUCAUCCUUCUUUGGACUGAACUGUGUGUUUGUAUCCAUAGGAGGAAACUCGCGAAGCAAAGAAAGAAAGAAAAAAGUACGACAUCGGUAGAGUCUCCUUCAACUAAAGAGAAGGAUAAGAAACACAAACACAAAGACAAACCAGUACCAUCAGUGGUUUCUGGUAGCCAUUCCGAUGAUGAAAGAGGUUAGUUUCUGACCAGAACACGCGCUUGUGCUGUUGUUAACUUGUAGAUUGGUCGCCAGUGUGACUUUGAGCGCUUUCCAUUUGUAUGGAAAACCCGGCAAUUCCGGUCAGAAUUCAAAUGGAGUGGUUCAUCCCGGUGGACAUUUUUCAGGAAAAGGUAAUAUCUUCAGAGAUGUUACCUUUUUUCCGGCUUUACUUUGGGAAAUGACCGUAAUUUUCUGUACCAUUUUUGUGGAUUACCAGUGCCGGCCCUCCUUUCGAGAGAAAGGAUUUACCGGAAUUUUGUAAGUGGUACAACUAAAUCCCAUUCCUGUUUUCGUUGCGAACAAAAUACCAGAACUAUUUGUCGGACAAGUUUCACCGAAAUUUCCGUACAAAUGGUAGGCGCUCUUUUUUUAAAGAAUUUGACACGGAGUAGAGGAUCGCUGUAAGCACAUGUGGGAGCGACACCGAUUUCGGUCAUCCUUCAUUCUCGAGGGAACGCACCAACAACUAGCUCUCCAGUAGAGUGAGAGCCCUAGUACUUGGCUUAGGGGCCAUUCAAAUGACGAGGUGAUGCGCUGUGACUUUCUUUCUGGGUCAGGUGUGGCAUGCGUAUCUCCUCUUGUGCGAGCGAGAUUUUCUUAGGCUGGCUCAGGUGGUCGACUUUGUCAUGUCGGACUGCUGUACAAACUUCGUUCUGGAGCGAAAUUCUUUGUUGAAUGAAAGUCAUUCCUGUAACAUGUGGAUCAGUAGUCCCUCACUCUUUCCUACUCGUGAAUGGGCCACAAGAGCAUAACAUGCUGGUCUUUUAAGAGUUUUAUGUUACUCAUUAUAAGUCAGUUUCACCACUGCAAGGCGGGUAUUACUCCUCAUCCAGUUUUAAAAGUAUCAUGUUGAGUUGGAGUAUAAGUUAAGCUUGAGCGGUAGUGAUGUCAUGACAAUAACGUUAAAAAAAAAACCUCUAAUAGUGAAAAACCAGCUCUCAGUUUAUAUUUUGGAAUUUCAUUCAUCAACAGUACCCGAUUUUGCAUCAAUUUUAAGCCACCUUUAGUACUUUGCAGUUUUUUUAAACACAUAAAUUAUUCAUUCGCAAGAAAGGACCAGAACGGUUUGAUUAUCGUUUGUUCUACUAUAGUCACUUUGUUAUUGAUGAUAACGUUUGAUUGGCUUUGUAGCACAGGAGCCCAGAACCUGGAGUGAGAUGCACCCGUACAAUGCCUUUGUCACGGCAUUUUCACGGACAGUUUAUUUUUAGAUACAAUUUACAGCACUUUUUCCCACGAAAAUGAGAUAUGAAAAGAUAUGCAAAAGGAAAACGAAAUUAAAAGGUAAAAGAAAUACCUUUUCAGGUCUGUAGUUUUUGCUGACUGAUUUGUGGGACUCAAAAAGAUUCCCUAAAUUCGCACCAAAAGCGUUCUAAAAAUAACUUAUCGGUGAAAAUGUCGUGACACAAGGACAUGGAAGUUGCUCGCUCCGGGAUAUAACAGUGUUGUUGGUGUUGACUGGUGCAAUUCAGCACCACCAAUGAAGACCAAAAUACUGUAAUCAAUGAGAAGGUGACAAAUCACACAAAAACCAUGAUGAAUAGACUAAUAAAUUGUCUCACAGGUUACUCUCAGGUGCUUAUGUGGUUAUUGCUUUAAAAAUUUACACCAUUACGGUUUCUUUCGGUUAUAUACAGAUGUAGCUUCCGGCUCCGCCCCUAGUAAGGAGGCUUCAAGUGUUGAAGAUAUCUGGAAGGGCCCCGCGAAGAAAACCGUAGACAAGACAAGGUAUACGUCUUUGUUGCUUAAGGAUCCAGAUAAGCGUGCAUCGAGGUCAUUUAUUCUGAUCAUUUUCAGUCUGGCCCCAGUGGUUCGAAAAGUGGAUGACGCAUUUGAGUUCCCUCACACUUAUUCCCUGGACAGUGAUGUUUCAGGUGGAUAGCGCUAUCCAACUUUCGAACAAGUGGGGCAUCCCAUAGCACAGGUAGACCACCCACUGUUCGUGUGGACAUUGUCGUUGCAAUCUGUAAAUAUUUCAAUAAAAGGUCAAACGAAAUGUUAAUCGAGUCAGUGUCAUGUUUUUUCACCGUUCCGAGUUGUGUACAACGAUAUUUUGCGAGGUAAUUAUUUGACUGGCGGCUUCAAGGCAACUCAGUAAUUUUGUUACAAAAAUAAAGCAUUAAACAGCUCGGGACAGCGAAAAAAUGAGACAUGAAUUAGUUAACAUUUCAUUUGAUCUUUGAUUGAACAUGUACUUUCAAAUCCGAAGCUUCGCGCACAUUCUAACCGCCAUAUAUUAAGUUUAUCCAUUCUCUUUUUAUUCUAUACAUUACUAUAAAUCGAUGAUCUCAUACAGGCUCACAAACAGUGGGUGGUUGCCCUGUGCUCAUAGGAAGCCUUAUGAGCCAACUGACUGCAAAAACAAACAAACAAACAAACAAACAAAGAGCUUACAAUAAAUGAUCUUAUUUUUUGGCUAAGUAUUGGAAAAUUCCUGUAGGUCCUAAGCUGUCCAAGUGAGCUUAAAUUUAUGAUUGUAUGCAGAGAUGAAUAAAUUUUGUAUUCGCUAACUUUUUAAAUCGAUAGAGAAGAGGAAUUUGAAGAGUACUUCCAAGAUAUGUUCCUUUGACCAAACUCUUUUUUUCGUGCUAGGCCAAAGCACAGGAUGUAG